GGAAGGGCGGUCGGUGUGGUGGUUGGAAGGGGACAUUCCCGUCGCGCGCCGCGGCUCGAGGCAACCGUCCAGUGCAUGAGCUCCAGUGUCGGAGGUGUAGCUGCAGAGAGAGACAUUGUUCUUGCCGGCUGCCUACGCUGCUGUGUGUUCGAGAGAGAAGCCGAGCCUUUUUCUCAGCAUUUGACAUUGUGCAGCAAAGAAAUGGUUAUGGAGAAGCCCAGUCCGCUGCUUGUAGGGCGGGAGUUUGUGAGGCAAUAUUAUACUUUGCUGAAUAAAGCUCCAGAAUAUUUACACAGGUUUUAUGGCAGGAAUUCUUCUUAUGUUCAUGGUGGAGUAGAUGCUAGUGGAAAGCCCCAGGAGGCAGUUUAUGGCCAAAAUGAUAUACACCACAAAGUAUUAUCUCUGAACUUCAGCGAAUGUCAUACUAAAAUUCGUCAUGUGGAUGCUCAUGCAACCUUGAGUGAUGGAGUAGUGGUCCAGGUCAUGGGUUUGCUGUCUAAUAGUGGACAGCCAGAGAGGAAGUUUAUGCAAACCUUUGUUCUGGCUCCUGAAGGAUCUGUUCCAAAUAAGUUUUAUGUUCACAAUGAUAUGUUUCGUUAUGAAGAUGAAGUAUUUGGUGAUUCUGAACCAGAACUUGAUGAAGAAUCAGAAGAUGAAGUAGAAGAGGAACAAGAAGAAAGGCAACCAUCUCCAGAACCUGUGCAAGAAAAUGCUAACAGUGGUUACUAUGAAGCUCACCCUGUGACUAAUGGCAUAGAGGAGCCAUUGGAAGAAUCCUCUCAUGAACCUGAACCUGAGCCAGAAUCUGAAACAAAGACUGAAGAGCAGAAACCGCAAGUGGAGGAGAAGAACUUGGAAGAGUUAGAGGAGAAGUCUACUUCUCCUCCUCCUGCUGAACCUGUUUCUCUGCCACAGGAACCACCAAAGGCUUUCUCCUGGGCUUCAGUGACCAGUAAAAACCUGCCUCCUAGUGGUACUGUUUCUUCCUCUGGAAUUCCACCCCAUGUUAAAGCACCAGUCUCACAGCCGAGAGUGGAAGCUAAACCAGAAGUUCAGUCUCAGCCACCUCGUGUGCGUGAACAGCGACCUAGAGAAAGACCUGGUUUCCCUCCUAGAGGACCAAGACCAGGCAGAGGAGAUAUUGAACAGAAUGAAGCUGAUAACCGUAGAAUAAUUCGCUAUCCAGAUAGUCAUCAACUCUUUGUUGGUAACUUGCCACAUGAUAUUGAUGAAAAUGAACUGAAAGAGUUCUUCAUGAGUUUUGGAAACGUUGUGGAACUUCGCAUCAAUACCAAGGGUGUUGGGGGAAAGCUUCCAAAUUUUGGUUUUGUGGUUUUUGAUGACUCUGAACCAGUUCAGAGAAUCUUAAUUGCAAAACCAAUUAUGUUUCGAGGGGAAGUACGUUUAAAUGUGGAAGAGAAAAAGACAAGAGCUGCCAGAGAGCGAGAAACUCGAGGUGGUGAUGAUCGCAGGGAUAUUAGGCGCAAUGAUCGAGGUCCUGGUGGUCCCCGUGGAAUAGUGGGCGGUGGAAUGAUGCGGGACCGGGAUGGAAGAGGACCCCCUCCAAGAGGUGGCAUGGCACAGAAACUUGGCUCCGGGAGAGGAACCGGGCAGAUGGAAGGCCGCUUCACAGGACAGCGUCGCUGAGGCUCCACUGGGCAAAGUCUUGGCAGUGGUACAUUAUUCAUCGUGUUUGCAUUCUUGUUAAUUUUUUUUGGCUUUGGAAUGUGACAC
Balaenoptera ricei (Rice's whale) is the source of this 1734-nucleotide messenger RNA. It is a transcript of the gene G3BP2, whose product is annotated as G3BP stress granule assembly factor 2. The transcript has 12 exons. The record is from RefSeq and is a predicted model, not a curated record. Gene Ontology annotation, cellular component: cytosol; ribonucleoprotein complex. Lineage: Eukaryota; Metazoa; Chordata; Mammalia; Artiodactyla; Balaenopteridae. The coding region runs from base 76 to 1647 and encodes 523 amino acids. Gene Ontology annotation, molecular function: mRNA binding.